This is a messenger RNA of Platichthys flesus (European flounder), 7026 nucleotides long. Its product is annotated as inactive N-acetylated-alpha-linked acidic dipeptidase-like protein 2. The record is from RefSeq and is a predicted model, not a curated record. The transcript has 16 exons. Bases 42 to 2396 code for a protein of 784 amino acids. NCBI's taxonomy places the organism in Eukaryota, Metazoa, Chordata, Actinopteri, Pleuronectiformes, Pleuronectidae.
UUGAAACAGCAGACCUACUCCAGCACAUCAGACGUGAUAUCAUGGCAUACCGGAAAGUGUGUGACGCCCAGGGUGGCCCACUGGUCGGUGAGGGUCCACACUGCUCUGGAGGUCUGGACUGGGACCUAGACAAGGAGGAGCUGCAGGAGCCAGGACCAAGCAUGGACCGAAUGCAGAUGCAACAUAUAGACUGCCAGAGAUCAGCGUGUUCAGACCCUGGCCCUGAUCCUGACCCCGAGUUGAUGGAACCCAUCCAGCCUUCAGUUUCUGUUUCACCACAUGGUCGGUUUGAACGACUCCAGGAAGAUCCGAACUACAUCUCCCACUUUACCAGGGCUCCUGCUCACAAAGGUCAAAGACGACUUCACUGCUUCCUGCUCAGGUACUUCCUGGCUGCAGUGGGGCUUUUUGUCCUGGGUCUCCUCAUUGGCUGGUUCACUCACACGCAAAGCGUGAAACGUCCUGUGCCCCAGUUCGAUAGCUCGGACUUGCUGGAGGAGCUGCUUAAACGAAUCACAGCCGAAAAGAUAGAUGCUCUUCAGAAGUCUUUCUCCAGCCUACCCGAUAACAGUGAGGAAGCCAGUGCCAGGUACCUCUACAGGCAGUGGGUGGGACUCGGUUUGACAGACGUCCACCUAUCCAAUCACACAGUCCUCCUCAGCCUGCCUGGUUCCACACCCAACACAAUCACUGACAGGUCUAGUCACCAGUGUUUCCUGCCAAACGGGAACCCCUGUGACCAGCGUGGCCCAAACGACCUGCCGAGGCAGCAGUUCUCUUACGCAGCCUACUCCGCUGUUGGAAGUCUACAGGGAGAGGUGGUGGAUGUUCAGUACGGGAGUGUGGAUGACCUGCGGAGAGCCAAAGACAGCCUGAACCUCACCAACCGGAUUGCCGUGGUCAAGCUUGGCCAAGCACCCUUGCUCUACAAGCUGUCCCUCCUCUCUGAGCUGGGUUUUGGGGGUGCCCUGCUUUACGUUGACCCCUGCGACGCCCCCCCCGGCCGCCACACCUGGAAUCAAGCGUUCAGAGUCACCCUCAACCCCGGAGGAAAUCCUGCCAUUGCUGGGCUGUCAAGAGAGGCUGGAGAAAGUCUGACAUCCCUGUUGGUUCAGCCAAUCUCUGCCUUCCUGGCCAAGAAGUUACUGUCCUCUUCAUCAGCAGGGCAAGGAGACUCCUGCAUUCCUCUUGUCAUGCCUGCCAACUCAGAGCGAAAGAAGAUCACGCUGACGGUUGGCAGCCAGCUGUCCUACAAGAAGAUCUACAAUGUCGUGGGAUACCUGAAAGGAAGGAGGAAUCCAGAUCGCUAUGUGCUGGUUGGCAGUCGCCACGACAGUGACCAGAGAGGCGGGGCUUCAGCUAUCAUGAAUCAGCUCAUCGCGGCCCUGACAGAGCAGACCAAACAAGGAUGGGUGCCGGACCGUACCACUGUGUUUUGCUCCUGGGGAGGCUCAGCCCUGGGAAACAUUGGGUCCUACGAGUGGGGAAAGGAUAACAGUGUUGUCCUGCAGAGCAGUGCAGUGGCCUACGUCAGUCUGAACUCUCCAGUCAGAGGGACAGAGACUCUGAGAGCUGCAGCCUCCCCGACUCUGCUGCAACUCACCUCCGACAUACAGAGGAGACAAUUGCUGAGUUGCAUCCGUGGUGGGAACUGCCCCGGACCCACCGUCAGUUCGCUGCAGUUGCCUGGAGAUGUGAGUUUCUUCGCCAACCAACUGGCUGUUCCCACCGUGGAGUUUGCCUUUGAGCAGACCAAAGGGGAGGAGAACACCGGUUUCCUGUCUGAGGCCCAGUUCUCUGUGGAAUCGCCAGAGACCCUGGACCCACUUUUCAAGUUCCAUGAAACCAUUGCGAAGAUGACGGCAGAAGCCAUUCUUCGUCUGGUCAAUGACCCUGUGCUGCCGUUCUACCCUCUGGACAUUGCCCUGGAUGUACAGAACAAACUCAAAGACAAAAGCGUGGUAUCUCCGUCCAUGCUGUCCUCAGCCGCCUCCUUGAGAGACCACGCAGCUUUCUUCCAGUCAGAAACGAUGCGGCCAGCCAAUGACCCCAAAGAGCGCGACCCCUCCCACGUGCGAAUGCUGAAUGAUGUGCUACGUGACCUGGAGAAGAGCUUCAUCAUCCCACAGACGCCGCCUGGAGUUUACAGAAACCUGUUAUACAGCCUCCCUGGAAAGACUCCUCGGUUUUCCGUCCUGAGGUUCUCACAGGAGGCCGCGCUGCACUGCAACGUCUCCAGCAAAGCAGUCAAACACAACACAAACGACAAGGAAGUGCUUUGCCACAGCACCAUGAACCAGUCUCUGUCUCUCAUCCUCAGGGCCAUCCGGUCAGCAGAGAGGCUGGUCUGUUUUGGCUUGGACUUGUUUGAAAAUUACCAGAGAGAAGCUAAAUGAUCUUGGCUGAUGCCUGGAUCCACUCAGCAGCAAAACCUACGACUUAUCAAGUCACAAUAUUCAAAUAGAUGUGGAAUAUUAAAACACAAUCGACCCCCUGACCAACCUCAUUCAAACCUUAUCUUACAUUAAAAUGAAUUCAUGGAAAAGCUGAGAGAAUCCACACACAUUUUACUAUUGUUCGACAGAACAUUUAAAUUUGAUCUAGGAUUAAAUUAAUAAAUGCAAAAAUAUGUAUAUUCUGUCUCUACAGAAGAAGCCAUUGUCAAAGUUUCUCUGUGAUGGUGGCUGUUUGUUAAUGCUUAAUACAGGGAAAUUUUAGUAUUUUAAAAAUUUAAUUGUGGCCAUUCUGACUAUGAAUUAAGCUAACUUCACAUGUCUAAAUAUAUCUUUCUAUUUUCUCCCGUCAAACCAAAUCUAAUGCUUUGCUGGCCACACCACCUUUUUUUUAUUUGAUUUCCACUUUGUCUUAUUGAACAGAUUUAGCACUCAAUUCUUACUUAACACUCCUGUUGAUUUGAAGCUUCAGUUCUAACUCACUUUGGAGUAAAUUGUUUAACAAAUGACUGAAUGUAAUUGUAACCAUUAGCCACUGCUAGCAACAUCAUAAUGGCCACGUAUAUGAGAAUAAGACCCAGGUUAAAAAAUACAGUUUUUCUUUCGUUGAAAGAAUUAUAUUACUAAUUCACCUUACAACCUAAACAUUGUAAGCCAGGGGUCUUCAACGUUUUUCAGGCCAAGGACCCCUAAACUGGUGGAGAGAUGGAGCAGGGACCCCCUACUAUAUAUAUUGUAUAAAUUUGUUUUUUAUAUUAAACUGGACCUAGUGCAUUAUUUAAACAUAGCGAACCUGUUAUUGCGCAUUCAAUACUAAGCUAUUCAAAUACAACACGGGUGCAUAUAUUCAUGUUCAAUUUAAACAUGUGCACGGUACAGGGUGGCCAUGCCACUGCCAUGUAUAAACAUACAUAUUGCAUACAACACUGAGCUAUUAAAGUAAUUCACAGAUUCAUUUUUCUAUUUUAAACAUACAUGUAGAAGAAACAGUGAAUCCUCAAGCCAAAACAUGCUCCCACAUCAGUGAGAUGUCGGACCCUGAUGGGUAGCACACAACUUAUCUAACCUUGGACAGAUGGAGGUUGUCAGGCAGAGGGUCAAAUCAGCCUCUCAAUAAGUUGGAUGCAUGUUUAUGUGUAUUUAAAGAUAUUUAAAAGAUGUGGAAAAAAAUUGGUUAGAAAAAAUAAAUCGUCUAAUCAACCAAACAUUUCACGACCCCCCUGCAGUACCUCCGCGGACCCCCUAGGGGUCGCGGACCCCCUGUUGAAGACCUCUGUUGUAAGCAAAAAGCCAUUAUAUAACUGUCCAGCAACAAGAUUGCAGUGGGUGAGCAUGACAUUGCUCCACACACUAGACAAUCCUUCAAUUCCUCAGUUUGAGCAUUUGGUGACGCUGAGUCCUCGUGUCGAAGGGCCAGGAGAGGUUUAAACCCGUCAAGGGCCAACAGGGAUUUUGGCAGUGACAGGGAUCAAAUACGGUCAAACACACAUGGUAGAAGUAUGUUAUAAUGCCUGUGAUCAAAGAAGUCACCAUUUGAGACAGUUUUUGUAUUUUUUAUCAAUUGAGAAUUAGCCAAUUCUACUAUAUUAAAUGUACCAAAAAUGCAAUUGUUUCUCUUCAGAAAAAGUCUUCCAUCAUUCACAACAAUCUCAGAGAUUGGACGUGAUGAAAAUACUCAUAAUUCUUUAGUAUGACUAAGAGAGGAUAAACAGCAGACUGCAGCCAUUAUACACAGAUUCCAACUGGUUGCAUUUACAGCCAUUACGCAGAGUUGGACACUUGCUCUGUGUGUGUGGACGUCUUUUCCACUUUCUCAGUGUCUGUGCUACACUUCAUGUUUUAAGUGGCAGAGUUGAGUGUCAUCUUUCCACCUCCUCCUUCUCUUCAUUUUUCUUAUAUUCUCUCCAUUAGUGAUGCUACCAUCCAUUGAUCUCUGUCAUUCGGUGGCUGUUUGUGCUGCUUUGGACAACAGGAGUCGGAGGCUGAUGUGCUGCUCUAAUAGCCUGCACAAGCCUAAAUAGAGACUGGAGCAAUAAAUCAGCAUCAUUGGUGUUGCUCUUAAAAGACUAGUUAAUGUAAUGGAAAAAUAGAACAAUAUCCAAACAAAACUACAAGGCAGACAUCAGCAGCUCUUUUAGUCAUGUGAUUCAACAUUUGUGUACAAAAUAGUCUGGGCUCCAGAUUUUGUGUAGUUAGGCAUAAUAUUUGCUAGAAUAGUGUUUCAGAGAAAAACGAUGGAGUUUAUUUUGUCUCAAACUGCACGCAUGUUAAAAACCACGCCCGUGCAUAUGAUAUGAAUGCACCAGGAUUCCUACCCUGCAGUUAUGGAGGCGCAGGGUUGAGGGGAGUAGGAUUUGCUCAUCCCUUCCCUAUGCGCUAGUGGGUAUGGAUUUGCACUUGCAUAUACUGUUCUGUGCUCUCUUAUGAAAAGUGUGGCAUGAUUAUUAUUUGCGCACACUUUGAGACUAAAUAAAUGCCAUAAAAAACAAUUUCAAACAAUUUCAUAUCUUAGCUUAUUCGUAAUAGUUUUGAAUGUGAUUUUUUAGCAUGAUGGGGUUGGGAGGGUGUGAUCUUUUUGCAGCUGGUAAUUUAAGAAUAAACCUGAAUUGUGUAGGGUUUAAACAUGUGAUUUAGGAUCUGGAAAUAUUCAAACAGCACUGUCUACAAGUCUUACUUGCACAGAUAAUCAGUUUAUUCCAGUGUUUAGUGCUUCCACAGUCAUACUGAUGUACUCAAAUAAGCUUAUUUUUAGUCUUAGAAUAGUUUUUUAAAAUGACAUCUCAAUUUGUAGCAACAAUUUGAUACACACAAUUUUGUAAGGUGUAUCGAUUAUUUGUAUUUGAAUGUCCAGUUUGUAAAUUCGCAGACUUGCAAUACUGAUUUAGAGAAACAAAAACUUUUCAGGGAUCAAAAUCAUAAAUUCUCAUUGCUUUAAAUAUUGUGCCUUUUAUCAGUAAAACGUAAGCUUUAAAUUACCAUGUGAAAUGGAAUACCAAAAGAUUGUCAUACAAUUGAGCAGAUUGAUCAACUACCCACCACUGUGUUAAAUAAUAGAAAGGUAUCCAGUGUAUUGUUAGCUAGUUACAAUGUUUCCUUUGGUGCAUGUUGUAAAUACACACAGACUGCAUGCAUAUUGAAAAAAAAUACAUUUUCUUUUAGAAUCAGUCUCAAUGUGUCUCUUCUACUGGUUGUUAUUUUUUAAGAAACUGCUGUGCUAAACUCGCUUGCUUGGAAUUGCUAGUCAACAGUGUAAAGACAAUGCCGUAAUAGUACUUUUAGUACAUUUUAUUGUUACUAUUCUAGAAAUCCAAUCAAUCUAAGGUCGUAGGUGCUUUGAGUUAAAAACUGUUGCCUCGUUGUUUUGAAAAAGGGAAAGAUACCAGACUUGCAUGGAAUACAAAGCCUACAGUCACAAUAUGCUGGGAAGGAAAAGGAAGUGAUUUCACCAGCACCUUGAACACAUCAUUUAAAAAUGGUACACUACCUAUUUCAGAAUGUAAAAAUCAAUGUAUGUUGUGUCUUGUCCACUGGUGAGACACUGAUGAGUAUACACUGAUACUGUCACCGUGGCACAAAGUUAAAAAACCAAACCAUAAUAAGCACCAAGUCCCAGACGGUCACCAUCAAACAUUCCUGUAGGUGACACGUAGCUAAAGUCCUGUCGGUAAAGUCUCAAAUCCCCAGAUGAAAAACAAUCAUCCUGCGGCACAGCUGAUAUCGCUGUUAUAAACUCAAACAGUUACCCUAAGACACACAGAUACUGGUUUUGAUUCUGAUUACAGUUGGCCUGAUGUGUUACAGUAUACAGUGCAGUAAGUGCUGCAACACAGCAUUAAUCGUAUGCAUCUGUUUGGUGUAGAAUUGCAUGCUGAUACAUUUAUGGUGAAUUCACUACUACUCAUCAUAGAGCUUGGACUUCAUGCUCACACUGUUUGAUACGAAGUGGUUCUCAACCUUUUUUGUUUAACAAGUCAAAAAUAACAAUCCUACUUGAUUGUCUGUUUUGAACUGGUACAGUUAUGGUAAAUUAGAGGGUACAAGCAUUCAUCUUGUUAAUGUCGGUAAACUAAUAUUGCAUAUAUGUGAUCAUCUCUAAUACAAACUGCUUGAUUGCACAAACAGAGCCUACACCAGAGGUUCCGCGAACUAUGUACAGUAUUUAUUUGAAAAUUGAAUGAUAUGCAAUAAUUUUUAUAGAAUUUGAUGAUACUACAAACUACUGUGGAAUUCGCACAAAAUUGUGAAUUUUCUCUGUGAUGUCCCUGAUACAAAUGAACUCCCUAACCCGUUGCAGUUGCAGAGAAACUGCUGACGCUGAAUUAUGUUGUUUGUUUUCUGUGUGCUUUAAAAAAAAAUAUAUAUAUAUAUAAAAAUAUGUCUUGUUAUUGUUUGAGGUUUUUGUGAAAACCAGUGGGAAUAUUUUUUAAUUUAAGUGUUGAAUAACGGUCAAUCUGUAGAUGCAUCUUCUGAUGAUUCAAUAGCCCUAUUUCAUUGUGCAUGUCAUGAUAACAUAAGUGGCACAUGCAGGGAUUUUUACUGGCAUGGAUUUUUGCCCUCUUUGCAAUUUGUGUUG